Molecule: messenger RNA, 1770 nt
Organism: Cornus florida
Lineage: Eukaryota; Viridiplantae; Streptophyta; Magnoliopsida; Cornales; Cornaceae
Product: formate dehydrogenase, mitochondrial-like
Exons: 6
Coding region: 276-1502 (408 amino acids)
Cellular component (GO): chloroplast; mitochondrion
Molecular function (GO): oxidoreductase activity, acting on the CH-OH group of donors, NAD or NADP as acceptor; NAD binding
Source: RefSeq, a predicted model, not a curated record
GCGCAUCAAUAGGAAUGACCUCGAAAGCCAUUCUACUUCAGAACUAGAGCAGCUCUUCAAAGUUUCAGUACGCUCCAAUAGCGUGUUUGUGAUAGAUCCUCCAAAAUUUUUAGAAUAGAGCCCAUGUUCUUCUCCACUCACCAGUAGCUAUUUUUGAGAGAAAUAAAUUUUAAUUAUUUAGGAUACAUUGCUUAAAAUUGUGUGCGUAAAGGGUGGGAAGAGAGAAUCAGAUUAGGGAUUGAGCAAUAGAAGCUUGACAAAUCUCUUACACAAAAAUGUCCAGUGAAGCAGUUGGAGAAGAGACGCGUGCUAUUACUAUUACUGUGGGUGAUGAUAUAGUCAGAUUAUCUGAUUAUGGAACUGGAUUUGAACCUGAAGAGGAACUGAACAAAACAGGAGAACAGUCUUCUCCUGGAAGCAAAAAGAUCGUUGGUGUCUUUUGCAAACCAAAACAUGAUUUUAAGAAUGACAAUCUUGUGGGCUGUGUACAAGGAGCCUUGGGAAUGCAGGACUGGUUGGAAUCAAAAGGUCACCAAUACAUUAUCGCUGAAGACAAAGGACCUAAUUGUGAACUUGAAAAGCAUAUUCCUGAUCUCCAUGUGCUGAUAACUACCCCUUUCCAUCCCGCGUAUGUUACAGCUGAAAGGAUCAAGAAGGCCAAAAAUUUGCAACUGGUGCUCACAGCUGGAAUUGGUAUUGAUCAUAUUGAUUUGAAGGCAGCAGCUGCUACUGGUUUAACAGUUGCAGAAGUCACUGGAAGCAAUGUAGUCUCUGUUGCAGAGGAAGCGAUCUUUCUUGCUGAGGAUGCACUCAUGAGAAUCCUCGUUCUUGUCAACAACUUUUCGACUGGAUACAAUCAAAUUAUCAGUGGUGAGUGGAAUGUUUUUGGUAUUGCUAGUAGAGCUCAUUCUCUUGAAGGAAAGACUGUGGGAACAGUUGGUGGUGGACAUAUUGCUGGGCUUUUAUUUCAACGGUUGAAGCCUUUCCACUGUGAUCUCCUAUAUCAUGAUCAGAGCAAGAUGGAUCCAGAAUUGGAGAAUCAAACAGGGGCAAGGUUUGAGGAGGAUCUUGACUCAAUGCUUCCCAAAUGUGACAUAAUUGUCAUCAACACACCUCUUGUGGAGAAAACAGAAAUGAUGUUUGACAAAAAAAGGAUUAAAAAUGUGAAGAAAGGAGUUCUAAUUGUUAACAAUUCUAGUGGAGCAAUCAUGGAUAUGGAAACAUUGGCUGCUGAUUGUCUGAGUAGAAAAGUAAUUGCAGGUUAUAGUGGGAACCCUUGGCAAUACAUGCCAAACCAAGCUAUGACCUCUCAUAUUUGUGGCUCUACAAUUGAUGAGCAGGUGCGAUAUGCGGCUGGAGUGAAGGACAUGCUGGAGAUGUACUUGAAGGGAGAAGAUUUUCCUCCACAGAAUUACAUUCUCAAGGACGGCGAACUAGCAAGCCAGGAAAUGCUGGACAGGUACAAGGGAGAAGAUACGUUGUCCGAUUCCGCUGAACAGUAACUGUAUGCAAUAUAAUAGAUAUAUAUAGUUUCACAGAAAUCCCUAACAUAAAAUAUACUACUACUAUAUAGUUUCAGGUUGUUCCAUAUACCGUGGAUUUUAACUUUUCAUCCCAGCAAUGACAUAGGAAUAGAAAACCAUAUGUUUGUUGUAUUAGAAUUAAAAACCCAAUUUAUUUAAUAGGAACUUGAUUCCUACCUUUUAACUUAGAUUUCAAAAUUAAAAUGUGAUACUUGUCUGUUGCCACCAGAGGAUGCUCUAAUAAUAU